Molecule: messenger RNA, 1648 nt
Organism: Lineus longissimus
Lineage: Eukaryota; Metazoa; Nemertea; Pilidiophora; Heteronemertea; Lineidae
Product: putative glutathione-specific gamma-glutamylcyclotransferase 2
Exons: 3
Coding region: 97-921 (274 amino acids)
Biological process (GO): glutathione catabolic process
Cellular component (GO): cytoplasm
Molecular function (GO): gamma-glutamylcyclotransferase activity; glutathione specific gamma-glutamylcyclotransferase activity
Source: RefSeq, a predicted model, not a curated record
AGAUGAAUCGAAGGAAAGCUGAUAGAAAGGUUGGGAAUAGUAAAAGGGGAAUAUCUGCUGUUUUAUUUCGACAUAUUUCUGGAUACUCCUCAAAUAAUGUUAAUUCCGGCGAAUGGAGACAUACCCCAUGAUGCAAGGGUAUGGAUAUUUGGAUAUGCCUCUUUAAUCUGGAAGCCUGGUUUCGAAUACCAGCGAAGGGUGUUGGGAUAUAUCAAAGGAUUCUCACGCAGAUUCUGGCAGACGAAUGCAACUCACAGAGGAACCCCUGACAAGCCAGGAAGAGUGGCAACGUUGGUUCCGGAUACUGAGAGUACAGUGUGGGGUCUUGCGUACGAAGUGAUUGGUCAGAAAAACAUCAGAAACGCAAUGAGACAUCUGAAUGGCCGUGAGGUCAUGUGCGGCGGUUACUGCCUGAUGCUGGCGAACUUUCAUCCGGAGGGCGAGGCGGAGGUGACUCUGCCUGUCCUCGCCUACACUGCGACUGAGAAGAACCAACACUACAGUACGACGUCUUUGACAGAGCUGGCAGAGCAGGUCGUCGCAGCAGAGGGGCCAGCGGGACACAAUGUGGAGUAUGUCCUCAGGAUUGUGGAUUUUAUGAAGGAACACGUCGGCUGUGAACACGAUAAUCAUUUAUUGGAGUUGAACCGGUUGAUUCGGACAUUACUCGAGGAGAGAAGCUUGGCUGUGACAAACUUGAUCGGUGACGGUCCGAUAUGUGAUUGUGAUAAACAAACUGUGAUGCACCAUAAGAAAUGCCCUGUCAAUUAUUGGGCGCUGCACAAAAAGGAUAUAUUGAAGACAGUCAGUGCAGUGAAUCACAAUAAGAAAUACAUCGACUUGAGUGAAAUUUUCGUAAGGACAUUCGCAGCACAGGUGACAUUGCACAAUAAUCCCAGAUUGGAGACAUCAAGAGCAUGACUUCCCGACACUUCAGAUUCAUGAUCAGGAUUUAUAUAGACCGAGGUCUAUGUAUAGGACAUAACUUUACAAGGUGCUGUGAAUACUCUAUAGUCAUGAAUAUACGGUCAGUGGCUCAAUAUGCCUGGUGAACAUGCAAUUGUAUCUGAAUAGAUACGAAAAGUCAUAUAUAUCCGAGGUGCAAACAACUUUGUGCUUCUAUACAUGCUUCCCGAAAUUGGUGGCUUGCAUUGGAACUAACUUUUUCCCCCUUGUCCGUCAUUAAAAGCAUUCAGUGUUGGUCAACCAUGACUAUCUCCUUUGUCCCUCCAUCAUAAGGCCUAGUUUCCCCUUAUGACAUCACUAUUUCGGACACUGAGCGCCCCAUUUCUGGAAAGGUGUAUAUCUAUGUGCUCUUGAGUUGAAUGGGUGUAGAAGGAAUGGAAAUCCCAUAGUUUUGAUAGUCAUAUUCUAUUGUGCACGGAUUGUUUUAGGAUCUACAGUUAUAGGGAAACAUUAACCUUUAUAAAAAAGCGUACAAUAGAUUCCUUUGUUAAUCUUCAAUGUUAUAAUUGGGUUUUAGAUCACAGUGACACUGGCUUUUGGUGAAAACAAAUUUUCUCCGCGAACAGUGUGAUUUUAUGUUGAUGUAUUAGUUAGUAUAUUUGCUGAUAGAUGGAGAUACUUUUGAUUAUGCGUGGUCUCCCAAUAUAAAGGUGCAUCAGUUGUGAUAAUAAACAAGUUGUUA